Molecule: messenger RNA, 1194 nt
Organism: Rosa rugosa (rugosa rose)
Lineage: Eukaryota; Viridiplantae; Streptophyta; Magnoliopsida; Rosales; Rosaceae
Exons: 2
Coding region: 222-968 (248 amino acids)
Source: RefSeq, a predicted model, not a curated record
CUUAUUUCUUUCUACCCAGUUCGACCCUCUCUCUACGGUGUACUAUUCAUCAUCUUCCUCCUCCAUUCUCCUUCAUCUUUCACUCAACUUCAAGCCAAAAACUUGGGUUUUUGUGGGAUUUUCGGGUUUCUCUCUAGAUUUCUAGGUGUUCUUGAGUCUUUGGUGAAGCUUUUGAGCUUUCUCCAAGAGGUAUCAUACUCAUCAUCGCUCAUCUAGCCAAGAUGUCAAGACGUCAAACCGAAGCGAGCAAGAGGCCUAGGGAAGAAUCCUCCUCCGGCCCCGUGAGGAAGAUUCAUUCUGAACGGAAUGUUGACUUGGUUAGAGCCACCUCCUAUCCUCCUCUUGUCACUCUUAGGGCUUAUAUUUCAUCUAGAGGGUUGACCAACUUAGCUUCCAAAAAUGAUGCAUUUGAUGAAAGUUGUGUUAGAGACUUCUAUAGGGGUUUUCCUCCGGCUAAGCCUACUAUUAAGGAAGUUGUGGUUAAGAUUCGAAAGAAGCAAAUCACACUCAGUCCGGCAUUCAUCCAAGAUUUUCUUGAUUUGCCACAUAUUUCGGAGGAUGAAAUAGAAAAAUUUGAGGACAAAUACAAUGCGUUAACACUACCUUAUCUUGCGGAGCAUGUGCUAGAGAGUAAAGAUGCAUAUAAGAGUAGAGUUGGCCAAAAAGUUCAUCAAGGUGAUUUUCCUCAACCUUAUCGAACCUUUUGGCAAUUUGUUAGGAGAAAUAUUAGUCCUCACACCCAAAAGUCCGAGAUCCCUACGGUUGGUGGCAACAUUCUUGUUCUUAUGGUAGCGAAUGAGAUUCCUAUCUCAUUUGCCCUUAUUAUCUAUGAGGCCAUCAUUUCGUGUGCUUAUGGUUCGCCUAGGAGCCAAUUAGUCUUUCCUUGUCUCAUCUCACGCAUUUGUAAGACCAAAAGGUUCCACAAAUGUCACGUGACGAUAAGUGGCUCAAGGCUUAUUCUCCAUUAGAUGAUGAAGCCAUUCUUAGGAGUGAGGCCCAAAUUACCAAUGCUAGACAUGGUACCCCAUCUUCUUCCUCCAUUCCCACUCCAUCUAGCAUUCCCACUAGCUUUUCUUUGAGUUCCUUUGACAUUUCAACUUUGAAAGGUCGGGAUGCUAGAUUAUUGGCACGCCUUCAAAUCCGUCAAAAUGAGGAAAUAAUGAGAGGAAUUGGUACUAUCAUGGCUCGGCUUGA